CCCACCACCCACCACUGCCAUACUACCACCAUGGAUAUCGACCAGCCGAAUGGUGACGACGCAGGAUCCUCACGCCCCUCGCCAUUUGCGGACGUCAAGCUGUCCGUUGAUGCGUACACGCUGGACGCCGCGUCGGGGAAGCGGAGAUUGAAGGAGAUCGAACCCGAUGGGAGCCUGACCUUUGAGGAGCCAAAGCCACCGCGCGUGAAAGCAACAGAGGAGCUGGCCCGCAUCUGGAACCUGUACCCCGGGGGCAUGCCUGAGCUGCGUGAGGCGGAUGUGCGUGCUGCCGACCCGUCGACAGAAUACAACGAGCCCGAGCCGGAGGAAGACAAGGGCGGCGAGUCGCGCGAACCCGGCACGCUCAUGAGCCCCGCUGAGAUGGAGAAGCUGCGCUCGGAGGUGGUGCAGGAUCUGAACAGCGCGCGCAACGAGCUGUGGUGGGUCUUGGAGCUGGCCAAGACGCUGGCAAGCAGCGCAAGCUUCACCGCCGACCCGCCGCCCGAGCCCAUCGCUGCAGCGGGUCCGCAGCGCAAGAAGGCGCCGCCCCCCAAAACUGCCGCGGCCCCCGCCCCGCCCGCCCCACCCGGCGCCAAGACGGAUGAAGUGCCCCCCAUCCUCCCACCGGGGACGUACACGACUACGCCAGCCGCGCCGCCUGAACGACCGGCCGCUGUCGUCGCGCACGAGCUUGAGCUCGCCCUCGCGGCCAAAGCCGCGGCGCUGGACGACUGUGCCGCGCUCAUUGACGCGGCGGUGGAUGAGCUGCGGCUCAUGAACGAGGCGGGGACGCGGUGGGCGGCGGAAAUACGCGCUCUGCGCCUCGGCAACGAGGGCCGCGGGCAGUGGGCUGUCGUCCCCAAGCCCGACUUCGGGCGGACAGGCGAGAGUGCCAAGGACGUUGUCAUCCCGUACGCGCUCGACGAGGCGCCGUCGAGUGUGCACGCGCGCUCAAUGGCCGCGUUCGAUCUAGACCCGCGCAAGGAUGCGCUCGCGUUUGGCGCGCGCUCGUAUUACCGCCUGCGGGUGGUGUUCCGCACCGGCGGCAGUGGCGGGCCCCAGACUGCCAGUCAGCCAUACGACGCCAACGCUGAGACUGGAGGCGCGGCGGAGAUGCUUGCCGCGGCGCAGCUGGAAACUGUCGAUGAGGAACUCUUUAACGAGCUGCGCGUGGAAGCCCUCCGCCUUGACGUUGCGCUCGUCGAGCCGCAGAACAUCUCGCUUCGCGUCGGCAAGGACAAGCUUUCUUUCCAGCUUUACGAUUCCCGGGCGCCACACGACGACUUGCCCACUUCGGCGCGUUGCGACGCACUCCUCGCCGGCGCGCGCCUUGGCCUGCUGCACAAGUAUCAGCGGCGGAAGCAGAAGCUGAUCGACAACCCGCUUGUGCCGAGCCAGAGCAUCCUCUUCCCGCUCGUCAACCUGCUGCAGUUCGCCGCGGCGUGCCGCACCGUGAGCCCUGUGCUCCAAGGCUUUGCAGAUGCGCUCAGCGCCGCCGGCCGGCCGACAAAGCUCGUGGCGCGCUUUUCGGCGUGCGAGAGCCCCGACGCGGUCGUCGGCCUCCUUGCCGCGCGCACGAAGGUCGACGUCCUCGGCGCCGUGUACACGCUCGAGAUCGAAGAAUGCCCCGGCCUCACUGUAACCGUGACUGCGCCGGCGGUGCUGAGCGUCACGACACCGCGCGCCACGUUCCCCCUGCGCGACGCGGACGGGCUUGCGCCGCUGGCGGCCGACGCCGUAGCAACGCAGCUGAGCGCGCUCGCGUAUCCCGUCGUGCGGGAGGCGGCGGGCGGCGAGAGCGUUGUGUUCUUCGACGAGCUUGACCAGGUCGUGAUUGCAGGCAGCUUGGGUCCGUUGUCUAUCACCCUACCAGCGCCGUACGACCGCGUACUUGCCUCCGUCGAAAGUGCUGCGGUGGAGGGGUACGACUCGGCUGACGCGUCGCAGAGCCUGGACGAAUGGCUCGGCGACCUUGGGCGCGCAGCGGUGACGGAGUCGUGAGCGGCCAUAGUAUGCGACUGAUUAGAUGCAACACUCAGGUACAGAUCACGUGACGAGCGGCUGUUGUGAGCAAUGUGGCACUACCUGUGGCACUGCACAGCAGUCGUUGGCCGUGCUCCGACACCUCGGUGUAGUGGCUUG
Messenger RNA from Cutaneotrichosporon oleaginosum, 2142 nucleotides. RefSeq lists its product as uncharacterized. The record is from RefSeq and is a predicted model, not a curated record. Gene Ontology annotation, molecular function: transcription coregulator activity. Gene Ontology annotation, cellular component: core mediator complex; mediator complex. Lineage: Eukaryota; Fungi; Basidiomycota; Tremellomycetes; Trichosporonales; Trichosporonaceae. Gene Ontology annotation, biological process: regulation of transcription by RNA polymerase II.